UUAAUAAAUUGUCGGAUUUUCUGUAUAGGCUCGGAGCUAAAGGAGUCCGUGUGCUAUGCAUUCGACUUUGCGACCGCUGUUUUGAUAUGUAUAAAACUCUUGCCAUUAAUCGGCUAAGAUAUCGCACUCUUAUAUCUAGUUUCGUAACAACUGGUAAGUUUGAUCAAGCCAUCCAGGUGUUCGUGAAAAUGACCAAUUCAGAUUGCAGGGUCUUCGGCAUUGAUUACAAUCAACUUAUAGGCGUAUUUAUUCGGUAUUCUCAAUUUUCCAUAGCUGAAAACUUCUAUAAUGCAAUGGUCCCUCAAGGGUUUACUUUAUCUUCUUUCACUUAUUCAAGGUUCAUUUGUGGGUUAUGUAAAGUUCACAACUUAUUGCUCAUCCAGAAGCUUUUAGAUGAUAUGUAUAAGCUUAGUGUUGUCCCCGAUCUAUGGGCUUAUAACGUGUAUCUUGGUCUCUUGUGCUCAAAAAACCUGGCGGACAUGGCAUUGAAGAUACUGGAGAGUAUGUCUGAGAAGGGAAGAGAGCCUGAUGUUGUGAGUUACACAAUAGUUAUCAGUGGGCUGUUCAGAAUUGGGAUGUGUGAUAAAGCUGUCCAACUUUGGCAUUCUAUGAGUAAGAAAGGUAUUACUCCUGAUAAUAAAGCCCUUAGGGCUCUAGUUUUGGGAUUGUGUGAUACUGGUAAAGUUGAACUUGCAUACGAGCUCACACUGGGAGCAAUGAAGAAUCGGAUAAACUUUAGCUUGACUAUUUACAAUGCACUUAUUAACGGGUUUUGUCAAGUUGGGAGGAUUGAUAAAGCUCAGUCAAUCAAAACAUUUAUGAAGAAGAACGGUUGCGAACCUGAUUUGGUCACAUAUAAUGUGCUACUAAAUUAUUGCUGCAAUGAGCUUAUGUUAGAUGAAGCUUUGAAGUUGAUGAAGAAUAUGGAAAAUAGUGGAAUAGAACCUGAUCACUAUAGCUACAAUCAACUUCUCAAGGGCCUUUGUAAAGCCCACAGAGUAGAUAAGGCUUAUAUGUUAAUGAUUAAUGAGAUAGAGCCUAAAGGUUUGUCUGAUGUCGUGUCGUAUAACACCAUUGUUAAAGCUCUGUGUAAUACUCGUCGUAGCAAAAUGGGUUAUAACCUGUUUGGGGAGAUGAUACAAAAAGGGAUUCUUCCUGAUGUGGUGACAUUCACAAUUCUUAUAGAAGCUUUUCUGAGAGAAGGGAACUCAGUUUUAGCAAAUAAACUCCUUGAUCAGAUGAAUCAAAAAGGAAUACUACUAGACCGGGUACUUUACACAACAAUUCUUGACCAUAUGUGUAAGAAUGGAAAUAUAGACAUGGCAUACAAUGUCUUCUAUGAUAUGGUAGAGCAGGGAAUUGCUCAUGAUGUAGUUUGUUACAAUGCACUUAUAAAUGGACUUUGCAAAGCUUCUAGAAUAAGCGAAGUAAUGCGCCUUUAUGAGGAAAUGCAAAGCAAAAACUGCCAUGCAGAUGAGGUUACCUUCAAGUUGGUUAUUGGUGGCCUUAUACGGGUAAAAGAUCUAACAAUGGCUUGUAGUGUCUGGGAUCAUAUGAUGAAUAGAGGGUUUACUCUUGACAAAGAUGUUUCUGAUGCUCUACUCAAUGCCAUGCUAUUGAAAGGCACUUCUUGAUGGAUCUUAAAGAAGUUGGCAAUGCACUUAUGAUUGGAGGAAAUGUAGCUCCACUUGGUCCUCAGGCAGUACCUGUAUCCAUCAGUUGUUUGGCUGAGCCAAGAAGUCCAAGAGGGGGGUUUACUGGUCUUCAUUGUUGAAGCAGAUGUUUUUUUGUGUGAGAGACCUAUCAAAAGACAUAGUCCUGGCUCUUGCCAUCAACUGGCCUGGGGAUCUUAACUCAGAUGUGGCUGACCGAAUUGAUGAAGUCCUAGCAUUUCCUUUGCCUGGUGAAGAACUAACUCUUCAAUUGCUAAAACUUUAUUUGGAUAAAUACAUAGCAGAGGCUGGGAAAGAAAGCCUAGCUUAUUCUCUAACAUGUUCACGAAGCAACAAUAGAAGAUAGAGAUAACAGAUUUGAACGAUGGUAUUCUGUUUAUGCUAGACCAGAUUGUGUUCUUGAUCCGAGUUUAUUUUGAAGUGGUUGAUUACAAAGUAGCUGAGCAUAAGCAAAGAAAAAAGAUGGCUGCUGCUAAUGGUGGUAGUAUUUGAGAUCGCCGAUUUAUUUUCUUGCCGAUGGAUUAACUGCAGAUCACCAUGGCAAAUGGGUAAUUUUGACAUAUUCCAUGUAGAUUUCAUUUAUUAUUUUGCUCAUGUCACAAUUGUGCAAUUUUCAUUUCUCUAGAUUAGCAGGGAAAAUAAAUCUAACCCAAUUUUUUAGGACAGAUUGUUGUUCUUUGGCUGUUAUCAGUUCAUAUUCAUGGAGAGAACAUGGAGAAUCCAUGGAUUUUUUGAGGUUCUUGGCUUUGUAAGCAAAACUGGUCAUAGAGUUUAAAUUUAAAUAAUCUUGUUU
Messenger RNA from Impatiens glandulifera, 2466 nucleotides. Its product is annotated as pentatricopeptide repeat-containing protein At1g13040, mitochondrial. Bases 87 to 1634 code for a protein of 515 amino acids. The transcript has 3 exons. The record is from RefSeq and is a predicted model, not a curated record. NCBI's taxonomy places the organism in Eukaryota, Viridiplantae, Streptophyta, Magnoliopsida, Ericales, Balsaminaceae. Gene Ontology annotation, molecular function: protein binding.